GCCAGUUACAUAUCUAGAGGAGAAUAUAAUAGAGAAAUUGUGUCUAACUAGUACAUAUUUUAAGGAUAUUGUAAAAGAAAGAUUAAUUUUACCAGAUACACGCUUAGAAAAUCCUGUAAAAAAGGAACUAUUACAACUAAAUAAAUAUUCUGUAGUGCCUAUAAAUAAAAGACUAACUCUUAUGAAAGCUAAUCCUGAUGUGUCUGUAAAAAAUAUAGUAUCUCUACCAAACACACUUUCUGAAGUACCUUUAGAGGAAAAAUGUAUCAAGAAUCUAUCAAAUAUCAACUCUGAAAUAGUUGUAAUGGAAAAAAAAGAAUCUCUAAAAUUAAAUCUCCAACAGAUUACAAUAAAUGAACCAGUUAUAUCCAUAUUAGAUGAAGCUAAUGAAACAACUACAACUGAAAUAAUACCUCGGAAAAAAGAAUUUUUGGUUGGUCUAGGAUUAUUGUCAAGUGUACCAAGUGAAAAAAAAAAUGUGCAAUCUAAACUACCACAAAAAAAUGAAACCCAUACAAAGGUUAAUAAUAUAACUAAUGAAGAAAAUGCUGAACAAUCAAAUCAUGAUAAACCUAAUUCAGAAAAAAUGAAGUGUUCGUAUCUAUCGAAAAAAUCAAACGGUAAAAUAGAUGGUCAAAAGCAUACCACCAAUUCUAUUUCGGUCUCAGCUAAAAAACCAUUAGAAUCAUUAAUUCAUAAAGAUCAUUCUUGUAUGCCUGAAUGCAGCUCUUGUAACAGAAAAUUUGAUUUGCUAGAAACUCCUUUUCAUAUAGCACAAAUAAAGAAUCCAGAUAAGCAAAAAGCAUGUUUGGAAAAUGCUACUCACUUAAUUGGAUCCGAUUCGUGUUUGUGUAUUGGUUGUUACCAGGUCAUAGAAAAACGAACUUCUAUAAAGAAUCUUAAAAAACGUUCCUGUAUUGUAAUGACUUGUGAACAAACUGUAUCUCGUGAUUUUAAUUCGAAAUGGAUGAAUAUAAUAAAAUCUGUACUGUUAAUAAAUAAGUUCAAUUUUAGAAUCCAAACUAAUGAGGAAGAAGCAAUGCAUAAAAUUCCUGUUUGCCAUGCACAUUAUGAACAGAUACUAUUAAUAACUCAAUGUCAGUUGUGUGGAAAUCGAACGAUACAAAAGUUUCAGUUGAAUAAAUCCUUAGUAGAUGAAUAUCAAUCGAUCCUCAAUGAGGAUAAAAUUCCUACAACAAUAAAACAUGGCAUUCUUAUUUGUAAACCAUGUCACAUUUAUUUAUUAUUACGAAGAGAUAAAACUACAAACAUUUCAUUGGAAUUAGAAAAGCACUGUGACACUACUAAAAUAAGGAUCAUCGAUCAUUAUAGAUUAAAAAUGAAAGAAUUAGAACGUAUGAAAUUAGCAAAAUGUGAAAUAAAUAUAAAAAAAACGGAGGAAGUCAAUAAAUUAUUAACAGUUAAAUCUCUAUCAACGAAGAAAAAUAAUAUUUUCAUUGAAGAUUCUUCAGUAGUAUUAAAACCUGCCAAUGACGCUAAUAAGCCACUAAUGACAUCAAGAACAAUGAUUAAAGUACCAAUAGUAAAAAAAACUACAUCUACAGUGGUAAAAGAAUCAACAAAAAUAUUAUCAGCUUUAGCAUUCAAACAAAAAAUGCAACUAAAAUUGUCAUCGUUGAUAAAAUCAACGACGAAGGCGACAUCAAAAAAACCAUCAACAGCCGUUAUAAAAACGAAAAUAGGAACAGCGCCACUGAUAAUGACAAGAACGAUGGUUAAGGUACCAAUAGAAGAAAGACCUAUGUCCAUGGUAUUGACUAGCUUAGCAGAAAAUCCAUCAGCGUUAAGACUCGAUCAAAUAACACAACCAAAAUGUACCGAUAAACAUCCACCUGUACUAAGAACUAAAAAACGUGUUGCAAACCAACUGAAUAUAACUACUAAAUGCGGAAAACGCUCUAUGCCAAUAGUUCAUAAACUAACUAUACCGGAUUAUAGAACUACAAUUCCAGUUGAAAAUCCGACGACUCAGGUUGAUAAAUCUAUGAUUUCAGUUGAAAAACCUAUGGUACUAGUUGAUAAACCUGCGUCUCCUACUGAUAAAUCUAUAACUCCAGUUGAUAAACGUACAGUUCCAAAUGAUAAACCUACAACUCAAGUUGAUAAAUUAAUAACUCCAAUUGAAAAACUUACGACUCUAACUUAUAAACCUACGAUUCCAAUUGAUAGAUCCAUGACUAGAGAUAAUAAAUCUAUAACUUCAUUUGAUAAACCUAUAAUUUCUGAUCACAAACCAAAACCAGUUUUCACGCCGGCUGUAAAACCAUUCUUUACUUCAGAAUUGAUUGUACCGAAAAAACACAUAAAAACUCCAGAUUCAGUUAAACCGAUAAAAAUACCGACUGUAGUACAAACCGAUCAAUCACUUAAGAAUACAUUAAAUGUAGGAUCUACGUCACCACAUACUAAAUUUCCUAAGUUAAGUCGCCAACAAGUUAGACCAUCACCACCGUCGUCCACCACACCUGAGAUAAUACAACUAUUUAAAAAUCUCAAGAUCACUUAUCCUAACGGGAUGGAAUUGAUCAACCAUUUGCUGAAAUUGGAAACUUGUCGUAAUCUAGGAUAUUUUACAGUAGAAAACAAUAAAACCAUUCACCAUCAACAAAUGUCUUGUACUGCAACAAUUCCUCCUCAUACAAUAAACCAUCUUUCAGAACCUAAAGAAAAUCAAACGCUAUCGCGUAUCGACGAUUACAACAACGAUCUUACAAAUAACGGCUAUUUGAAUAACAAAUGUGUAUUAAGUGAAGACGAUAAAAAUUUAGAUUUACUCUCUAUCCCUGUCAAAACAACUUCUAAAUCCUACAGUAAACCUAAGCAUAAGUCCAUUUCACCGCAAAACGUUGUCCAUAUGCCGUCUCAACAUCACGAUAGCGGUAAUAGUAAAAAACGAGAUAUUGCUUUGCGUACAAAUGCUAUUGGUAUGCCUGUCAUUACUGCCAAUAAAUGUCCAGAUAUUACUCUAACCAUGACUACUACAAUCACUGAAACUUUACCCAACAUCGUCUCUACUACGUUACCCGUUUUUUCCACCAUCGUUGAAGUAAUCACUGCUAGUGAUGAAGCGCUAACAACUAUCGAAACGGCGUCUGCAGUCACCAACGCCUCAACUUUAAUCACUGCCGUCACUGAUUCUAUCACAACCAUCAUGGAUACCGAAAUCCCUGCCAUUAUUAUUCCUGAUACAGUCGCCAUCACAUCAGACAUCACUUCUACCGUUAAUGACAGUACUACUAUCGUUGACGCCACCGCCGUAGAAGAAUCUACCACCUUAACUAUGAUUACAACUCAGGCCUCUACCUCAACGAAUACAACUGCCGAAAUUUCCUCAACCAAUGAUACUGAUUCAAUUGCAGCUAUCACAAAUACUGUCAUUGACGAUACCACCUCGGAAAAAAUUAAUUCUGAAUCGCCUUCAAUUGCCAAAGCAAUCACCACCGAAUUUCCCACUUCAAUUAUUACUGCCGCUGACGCAUUUACCACAAUUGGCGUAACCGCUAAUAUCUCAGAUAUUACUGCCGCCACUUCGACCAUUCCUACAACUACUAACACUGCAUCCAUAAUCUGUAACUCCUCACAAUUUACGGCUAAUGAAAGUACUGUAGACAAAUUAGAACCCACACCAAUAUCGUCGGAUAUCUUUAAGGCAUCCGCCGCUGAACUGUUAUCGUCGUCGUCAAGUGAAUUAAAGCAAAUAUCUGCUAUCUGUAAGCCAAAGCAUCCUUCUAAACUCAUUAAUAUUAAACGGUUGAACACAAUAACAUUAAAAUCAGCUAUAAACAGUGAAUCUGUUAUUUGGAAGAUAGACGAUUAAUAACAUAACACGGAAUGUAAUAACAACAACUUAUCUCGUUUUAUUACAUCGUGGGGAAAAUUUCACAACUUAUCAUUUCCGUUAAUUAUAAAUAAACUUAAAAAUUUAUUGAAUUUGGGAUGAUUGAUGAACUGGAUAAAUCAUAAGCAUUCAACAACAAUCAUUAUGUAACUUCUUCUAUUACCCAAUAGUAUUUUGAUUCAGUGAAUCCACUAUAAUAUACUUGAAAAAUAUAUUAUGAUUGUUAAAUUCACAUAUUCAACUUUGUCAUUGAUCCCUAUUCCCUACAUCUAUGUAAUGUAAU
Rhopalosiphum maidis (corn leaf aphid) is the source of this 4142-nucleotide messenger RNA. RefSeq lists its product as uncharacterized. The transcript is spliced from 8 exons. NCBI's taxonomy places the organism in Eukaryota, Metazoa, Arthropoda, Insecta, Hemiptera, Aphididae. The record is from RefSeq and is a predicted model, not a curated record. Bases 182 to 3838 code for a protein of 1218 amino acids.